CGUAGGCGGUAGGUAACGUAAGCUGUCGCUUAGCUAGCUUUAUGCUAAAUUAGUUAGCUUGACCAGUUUUCUGUCAAACUUUCUAACGUUACUCAGUUAAGACGAGUAAAUGGUUUUCGAUGUCACUCUUGACCAAAAUAGCCAAGUCCUGUGUUAAAGCUUCGAAUUGCUUUGUAGCUUUUUUUCGUAGUUGGGUAACUCCGUAAAUGCCUUUUUAGGGAGCAUUUUGAUCUGGCUACGGUAUUAUUUGGACAUGAAGUACAAAAUAAUGGAUUAUGUCAAGCUGAAAAAGCUGAGCGAGGACAGUUUGACCAAACAACCGGAGGAAGUGUUUGAUGUUUUAGAGAAACUCGGUGAAGGUUCCUAUGGCAGCGUGUUCAAAGCCAUCCAUAAGGAGUCAGGCCAGGUGGUGGCAAUCAAGCAGGUUCCUGUGGAGUCUGAUCUGCAGGAGAUCAUCAAAGAGAUUUCCAUCAUGCAGCAGUGUGACAGCCCUUACGUAGUGAAAUACUAUGGCAGCUACUUCAAAAACACAGACCUGUGGAUUGUCAUGGAGUACUGUGGAGCCGGCUCUGUGUCUGACAUCAUCAGACUGCGCAACAAGACGUUGACUGAAGAAGAGAUUGCCACUAUCCUGAAGUCGACACUGAAGGGUCUUGAGUACCUUCACUUCAUGAGGAAGAUCCAUCGGGACAUCAAGGCAGGAAACAUCCUCCUCAACACUGAGGGACAUGCCAAACUGGCAGACUUUGGAGUUGCUGGACAACUAACGGACACCAUGGCAAAGAGAAACACUGUAAUUGGUACUCCGUUCUGGAUGGCCCCAGAGGUGAUCCAGGAGAUCGGCUACAACUGUGUGGCUGACAUCUGGUCCCUGGGCAUCACGUCCAUAGAGAUGGCAGAGGGCAAACCUCCCUAUGCUGACAUCCAUCCCAUGAGAGCGAUCUUCAUGAUCCCCACCAACCCUCCUCCCACAUUCAGGAAGCCAGAGCUUUGGUCAGAUGACUUUACAGACUUUGUCAAGAAGUGUCUGGUCAAGAAUCCAGAGCAAAGAGCAACCGCCACGCAGCUCCUACAGCACCCAUUUAUCAGCCAGGCCAAGCCGGUCACAAUCCUUAGAGACCUGAUUACUGAAGCCAUGGAGAUGAAGGCCAAGAGGCAGCAGGAGCAGCAGAGAGAGCUGGAGGAGGAGGAUGACAACUCUGAGGAGGAGACAGAGGUGGACUCUCACACUAUGGUGAAGUCGGGCUCAGAGGGUGCAGGAACCAUGCGGGCCACCAGCACCAUGAGUGAUGGGGCACAGACCAUGAUUGAACACGGCAGCACCAUGCUAGAGUCUGACCUGGGCACAAUGGUCAUCAACAGUGAUGAUGAUGACGAGGAGGAGGAAGACCAGGGAUCAAUGAGGAGGCACGCCACCCCCCAACAGCCAAUACGUCCAUCCUUCAUGGACUAUUUUGACAAGCAGGACUCCAACAAGGCAGCCCAGCAGCAGGAGAAUUACAACCAUAACCAGCCACAGGAGCAGCCCGGCUACCACAUCCAGUCCAAGAAUGUCUUCCCUGACAACUGGAAGGUGCCUCAGGAUGGAGACUUUGACUUUCUGAAGAACCUGGACUUUGAGGAGCUGCAGCUGCGCCUGACUGCCUUGGAUCCCAUGAUGGAGCGAGAGAUUGAGGAGCUCAGGCAGCGCUACACCGCCAAGAGACAGCCCAUCCUGGAUGCCAUGGAUGCCAAGAAGAGACGACAACAGAACUUCUGAGUGCCCCUUCCUCUAGUCUUGGUUUCCCAAAGCCACCAUCACCACAAAACUUACGUCCCAUUGACUCAGAGGAACUAAGAUGACCGUAUUGUCUUUGUUGAAAACCCACUGUUGUUCUAACUGACUGCCAACUGCCUCUAAAUGAAGUUGGAUGCUUCUUUUACAUCCAUUUUGGCUCCUGGAAUCUACACUUAUCUGCCUUGUUUCUACACUGUCUAGAUUCUGUUCCUCUAAAUCUUAUUUGUUUCUAUGGUUCCUAUAAAGUUGCCCUCCCAUGAAUAAUACUCAGGACUGCGGCCAAAGAGAGAAUAGAGGCAUGGCUAUUAUACUCCUGAAAGUCACAACACAAAUUUCUCCUUUUCCAAAUGAAAUAACGUUCCAUAUCACACAGAAAGCCCUUUGGGAAUCCCCAUCAACCCAUAAGGAAGCCUAUCCUCUGGCAGUAGCAGCAGUAUAAUCACAGUGGUCAAUGACAAGUGGUAUUUUUUUUUUUUUCUUAGACUUUUUCAGUGUAAAUAUAGAGCCUAGUUUGGAAAUACCUGCAACAAAAAGCUGUGGAGGCUUGUCCAUGACCAAAGACAAUCAAGAUGAUGCUGAUUAAGUUGAGAAUGCCUUAAAAUAUUUAAAACCUGGUUUUAAAAUACGAAAUGGAAUAUUACAACCAAGUCGUGAGCUGGUUAAAUCCAUUUCCUCAGUUGGAGAUGAGUUGGAAGUGGACUGUGGAAAGCUGCAAGAAUGGACAGAAAUGACGGAAAUCAUGUGGGUGGUGAAGAACGGAUCAUGCAUGUUCUCAUGGUGGACUUGAAAAUUCAAAACAUUAUGCUUAUUUAAUUAUAUUGUUUCGGGGCUUCUUUUAAACAUCCAGUGUACUGUCUAUAUUGACUCCAUGCAUCUUGGUGUCUCAUAACACACCAGUCCUACUUACCCACUGCUCUUUAUUAAGUUAAAAUCUGAGCUGUUACUUGACAAAAUGAUCCACUUCACUCAAAGUGGAUUGAGUUGGCACCAAAAUUCAUUCCUACCUUUUGAAAAAGCAAAGCAUUCCAAAAUACUACGACUUUUAUUUUAAUGUCCCUGCAGUCUUUAAAAACCCUGCAGAUUUAGUUCAAGUUCUAAUGAUGUUUUCUGUAAUUGUUUCACACUAUGAUUGAUUAACUUCAGAUUCCAAUAUGACUUUCUAAAGGCUCUGGCACACCAACCCGACGGCCAACCAUCGGCAGAAAAGGCAGUCGGCUCCCCGAGGUCCAAAAAGUGCCUCGGAACACACCGAAACGACGGCGACUUGAGCGUACGUUCUGCGUGUGCGCAAGACCUAAUACUUCUCCAUAACAGCAGGCGGCGCUAAUCUGCGUUGUCGCCCAAAAAAUGAAAACCGCAAAUGACGGAACAUCUCUCCUAGUAAACACAACAGUCAUUGUUUUCAUCAGAGAGUGUUGAUAGUAGUCAAGAAGGAUCAUUGUUGUCAUUUUGCUAAACCGAAGAAAAUACGAUGGCUAGUAAUGAGAAGAUUCUGGCGUCAGCUCUGGUUAUCUCGUGCACUGAUUCGCUAGUCAAGGGCUAGCACUCCACCAAUCAGAUUUGGUCAUUGAGUCCAACUGCCCACCGGCUGAUUCAACAAGUCAAAUCGGCCAAAAUGAACGCCAAUGGCUCCUCCGGCUGACAAUGGCACGGAACACACCGAACAGACUCGGGUCACCAACCUCGCCAGACUGUCAGACGGCCGAUAAUCGGGUUGGUGUGUCAGCGCCUUAAAACUUUUAGACUAGAUAUUGAGCCAUCUUAUAUGCAAAGCAGUGAAGAAGAUGACCAGUGCUGGACACGACUAGUCCUGUAAACUGACAAGGGACUGUAAAAGACUGAAGUGACUGACUGAUGCUUGAGAAAAACCAAACCGCUGCACCGGUCUGAAUUUCAGACUCAUUUAAAAAAAAAUUCAUUAAGAUUUUUUAAGCAAAUUUCCUGCAGCCUAUAUCAAUGUUUCAGCAGGUAUGAUUGAGAAUAUGCUGUUUUUGUUUUCUCCAUUACAGUUUUCUGACAUUUAGGUGUGAUUAUUGAUGAAGGAAUGAACAUGUACACAUGCUCAUUAUUUACACAAAACUGUCAGUGCAGUGAUUGUUUUCCUUAAACAAAUUGAAAGAAAAUGUCAUGUGUUUAUCCUAAAAAUAUAAACAUUGGCUGUUAUCAGAUUAUUUGCUCUCAAAUAUUGAUAUAAUUAUUGGACUCAAAAAUCCAUUGUCAGUUGGGCUUUAUUUCACAAUUUUGAAUGUUUCAUUGAAAACUCUUGCUACUCUCACUUCAUGAGAGAAAAACUUCUCUGUUGUGGUUGUUUAGUUUUGACAUAUUGAAUUUACACAUGCUAAUAUUGACCCUUUGAAUGAAUUCUUUAAAUAUAUGUACAAUAUGUCUGCAGGUUUCUGUUACUUAUGUUAAUAUGCAGUCUUAAUGGUUCAGCCCAUACUGCAUAUUAAUUGACAUUUUGAUAAUACCAUAAUCUUAUAAAUAUACUUGUGUACACUAUCCUAUUUCUCAUCUGAUGGACGUUUUAAACAACUGAAUCCAAAUUUCAAUUAGUAAUGUUUCUUUCGAAUGAUCAUAUCUGUAAGUCUUAUUUUUUUGUCUUAUUUUUUUUAACUGUUCUUUCACAGAAAUCAAUAACAUUCUUGCCAUGCAUUGUUUUCAUGAAUUAAGUCUGUUGGCAACUUACACACAAGCAUUCACAAUUUAUUUAUUAAAUGUGUUUAAAACUUUUUCUUUUUGGGAUGCUGGUUUAAAUCUGGUAGCUGAUUUGGCUGUUAAUAUUUCUGCCCUUUGUCAAACAGAUGUGGCUUGAUUUCCGCAUGUUUUAGACUGCAUGUUUAUAAUUAUGUUUGCUAUUUAGUAGAAUGCUAUUGUAUUAACUGCACAGAUAAGAGUACUGUUAAUAUGGAAGCUGGAUUUUCAGCUUUAACAGACACUAUUUGCUUUGUACAAUUUAAAAAAAAAA
Perca fluviatilis (European perch) is the source of this 4742-nucleotide messenger RNA. It is a transcript of the gene stk3, whose product is annotated as serine/threonine kinase 3 (STE20 homolog, yeast). The record is from RefSeq and is a predicted model, not a curated record. Gene Ontology annotation, molecular function: ATP binding; protein serine/threonine kinase activity. Gene Ontology annotation, biological process: regulation of MAPK cascade; protein phosphorylation; intracellular signal transduction. Lineage: Eukaryota; Metazoa; Chordata; Actinopteri; Perciformes; Percidae. Gene Ontology annotation, cellular component: cytoplasm. The coding region runs from base 254 to 1759 and encodes 501 amino acids. The transcript has 11 exons.